UGCUGCCUGCACAGAAGACUGAUCUGAGCCAGAUUGCUCCCAAAAGACAAAUUGAGAGGAAUUCCUGGAGCUGACGCAAACCCAAGAGAAAUCAAUGCUUUUGCAUUGCAAGGACAACUGCCAGGAGUAUGGACAUCUAGGAGGAAGGACUUUUAAAAAAGCCGCCCCCUGCCUUUUGGUGCCCUAGCACCAGCACCUCAGCUGCAUGGAAGCUGGGCUGCACUGCUCCCAGCGAGCUAGAGCAAGGGCUCCAGGACACUUUUGAAGUUGUCCCAGCUCCAAACCACCAAGUGUCUCUCCAAGAGAGCUUUACUGCAGAGCUGAAGCCAGAGACUGCGCUCACUCUGAAGGCAGAAAACCUUUUGGUGCCAUUUCCCCAGAAAGAUUUUCUGUCUGCUUAUGUCAGCGUGGGAGCCAAGAUCAGGACAGAAGAAUUCAGGAUGAAAGUGGAAGGCCCAGCCAUCCCCUGCUUGUUGGUGUCUUGUGCUCUGUUCUGCCUGAUGGCUGCCCCCUGGGCCCAGGCCUGUCCUCGUCGCUGUGCCUGCUACGUGCCCACAGAGGUGCACUGCACCUUCCGGUACCUGAGCUCCAUCCCGGACGGCAUUCCACCCCACGCACAGCGCAUCAACAUGGGGUACAACAGCCUGGUGAGGCUGACAGAGAAGGAUUUUUCUGGCUUGAGCAGACUGGAGCUGCUCAUGCUGCACAGCAAUGGAAUCCACACCAUCCCUUCCGGGACCUUCUCGGAUCUGAGCGCCUUGCAGGUCUUAAAGAUGAGCUAUAACAAAGUCCGGAAACUGCAGAGGGGUGCUCUUCACGGCCUCAGGAGCCUGACCCGGCUGCACCUGGACCACAACAGCGUUGAGUUCAUCCACCCGGAGGUUUUUCACGGGCUCAGCUUUCUGCGCCUGGUGCAUUUGGAAGGGAAUCAGCUCACCAAGCUGCACCCAGACACGUUCGUCUCUUUGAACUACCUCCAGCUAUUUAAAAGGUCUUCCAUCAAGUACUUGCACCUGUCAGAUAACUACCUGCGUGCCCUCCCCCGGGGGCUGCUCUCCUCCAUGCCUGACCUGGAAAGCCUCUACCUUCACGGGAACCCGUGGACCUGCGACUGCCGUCUACAGUGGCUGGCUGGCUGGAUCCAGGAGAGACCAGAUGUAAUAAAAUGCAAAAAGGACAGGAGUACCUCCAGCUCCCAGCAGUGCCCACUCUGCAUGAACCCCAGGGCCUCCAAGGGCAAGUCUUUAACCAUGGUCCCUGCUACGGCUUUCGCGUGCGCUGGGCCAGUCAUCGACCCAUCGCUGAAACUGAGGAGUCUGCCCAUUGUAGAGGACAGCAGCCCCACCGCCGUCUCGCCCCAGGACUUCUUGGCGCCCUUUGGCUCCCUCACUCUGAAUCUGACAGACCAGUCUGGCCAUGCAGCUGACAUGGUCUGCAGCGUCCACAGGCCCUCAGAGACAUCACCUGCUGUGCUCACUGAAGACAAUGACCAUGUCGUGCUCAAUGCAUCGCUUUCCAUGCGUCUGGUGUGUCACCUGGACGACAGCCACCUUCGGCCGGUGUGGCAGGUCCUGGCUCUGUACAGCGACUCUCCUCUGAGACUGGAGAGGACCCACCUGCUGGCGGAGAUGCCAGCGCAGCUCAGCUGCAAAUACAGACAGGCGUCUUCUCCACCUGGAGACGUCUUUACUGACGUCGAGGCCGAGAUCCGAGCAGAACCCCCGUGGCUCAUUCAGGACCUCAUUGCACUGCAGCUAGACAGAGCUGCCACCUCACUCAGUACCCUGCAGCUCCAGUUCUCCACUCAGGCUCGGGUCACUCUCCCUCGGUCAGAGGUGGGGCGGGCGAGGCCCAGCUGGGUCAUGAUCUCUGGGGCCAAUACCACAAGGUUGGAGCAGACUGUCCUGGCGGGUGGGACCGUCACCCUCAACUGUCCAGGCCAAGGAGACCCCGCUCCCCAUCUGGAGUGGCUACUAGCCGAUGGGAGCAGAGUGCAGGCCCCCUAUGUAAGUGAGGAUGGGCGGGUCCUCAUCGACAGAAAUGGGAGGCUGGAGCUCCAGCUGGCUGACCUCUCUGACACAGGCAUGUACCACUGUGUGAGCGCCAACCAUGGCGACGCUGAUGUCCUUGCCUACAGGGUCACCGUGCUCGAGUCCCACAUGGGAGCUCUGGAGGAGAACGGGGUGCACCAUACCAUUUUUGCUGGGGACACGCUUGACCUCCCGUGCCAUUCCACUGGGAGCCCUGACGCCUCUGUGAGCUGGAUCCUCCCAGGAAAGGCCGUGCUCUACCAGUCCUCCCCCGGCAAACAAGUCCUCAGCAACGGCACCUUAAGACUGUCGCGGGUCACUCAGCAAGACCAGGGCCGUUAUCAGUGUGUGGCAGCCAACCCCUCCGGAGUUGACAUUUUGAUUAACCGAGUCUCAGUGAAAAUGAAAGGGCAGAGGUCAGAGGAGAUAGAGGGCUCUGGACUCGAGGAGCCUGUUCCCACAGUUGGCCUGAGGGUCCCCACAGCUGCACAAUCCUUAGAGCCUGCUCCCGUGAGACGAGUCCCAGACACUGGUCAGAGACACCGGGGGCUCCUGUCCCAGUGGCAUGGAGCACCCCCACACCGGCGUUACGGGGAGCACAGGAGACAGUUUCCUCACUCUGCUCGGAGAAUAGACCCUCAACACUGGGCAGCACUUGUGGAGAAAGCUAGAAAGAGCAUCAGACCAGAGAAACUGGAAAUCACCACCACCAGACAGUUGUCUCAGGCCACACAGCUCCCCAAAGCAGUUGGGGAGGAAUCAGACUCCUCAGGUGUGCUCCCUCCAGAGGAGGAGCUGAAGGUCCCAACAACAGAUGAUAGGGCUGCCGCCAGGACAGUGACUACUGAGUCCACAAAGACGACUACUAGCACUGAAGUCCCCUCGGUCACAAGUCCGCUAAUAGCCCCUUCUGGAGAACCUAUCAACUCCCAGCUGUUUGUCAAAACCACAGUUGUGCCGGAGGCUUCAGACCCAACUGUACGAAGCAGAAUUCAGGGUACAGCCAGUCCGGAUCCAUUGACUGUGUCCUCUCCAGUCCCAGAAGAGGGUGGCUUCCAGCACUCCGGGAGAAGGGGAGAGCAUCUGCAAAGCAUGCCCUCAGCAGUGGUGGGGACAGUGAGCAUGGACGUCAAUGUGCUCCCCGGCGCGACCAGCAAAGCCGGGAGUGUCUUGGGCUCCAGCAAUGCCAGGCAGGCUCACCAGACGGCCAUGACGGGGCAGCCUCCCUUCACUCGGCAGCUCAGCCCUUCUCAGUCACCUUUGGGGUCCCAGACUCUUGGAAAUGGUCCAACGAACACCCCACUUUGGAGGCACUUUGGAAGACGGAGGAAAAUUUGGAGCAGGGGGCGAAUCAUCGGCUCCUAUAGAGCGCCAGUGCUCCGACCGCACAGAUACGGCUUCGUGAGGUCCGGGCUCCGAGGCACUUCUGAAGGAAGCCAGAGCACAGUACCAGCCCCAGAGCUCAGCACCCCCAGGGAAAGGCUGGCCUCCACUCCUGUGACACCAACAUACAUUCCUGCCCCCUUCCCUGAAGCUGACAUCCGAGAAGCCACAGCUCCGGUUCAUAUGCCGCCACUGCAAAUCAAGGACACACCAGAUGCAGCCGCUGAGAAGGCAGCUCCUGUGCGCAAACAGCCGAGCAGGGAAAAUUCCCAGGGGGCUCCCACUGCUGCAGUUACAGCCCAGACCCUGACGGCCUUCUUUGUGGAACAAGCUUCUGUAACUAGUGUCGCUCACCCAGUUGUGUCCAACGCCAUCAGAGCCCAGAGAGAUCCUGUGAUGACAACGCCACCACCAGGUCCCAGUCCCCAGCCUUCUGGGCUGGUGGCUCGAGCCUUUGUAAGAUUUCCAAGGAAGAAAACUCCCUGGUUGAAGAACUUUGCAAACAAUCAUACCCACAGAGAGAGGCCCCAGCAUACAUUUGCUCUGCGAGAGAGCACCACUACUACCACACGCUCUAGAAUGGUUCCUACUCCAGCCAUGAAUCGAGCUCCACCCAUGCGGUUCCCCACACUCCCAUCUAGUCGGAAGUAUGUUCCACCUCUAAUGCCGGCUCCCGUCCACGUCCACCACGGUCCCACCCCAACACAGGGCCCUGCGACUCUCCCCAAACCUAAGGGGCUGCCCUUCCUACCUGUUCACCCCACACCCCAGACUAUCUCCAGCGAAGAACCAAGCACACACUUCCUGUCAGUGCAGACAGUCACGCUGACAACCAUUCCUUCUGUCCCUGAAUCUGCUCAUCUCAGUAAUACCCAAGUAGACAGAGCUGGGAUACAGACACUCCAAAGAGUAGAGGAUCCCCAGAAGGAGAGGAAGAGCCUACAUCUCCCUUCUGGCUCCACUCCGUUAACUACCGUGCCCUCUCCCGUCCUAACCACAGCGGGGAUGUCAUCCAUUCCUGGCACCCCCACUUUCACUCAUUUUCCCCUAGAAAGCCCAACUGGUCUUCUUCCGAGAGCCACUGAUCUGGCCGCCGGAGUUGAAGGGCUUCUCCCAGAGAGUUCUUUGAAGUCGAUGGUUGUUUUUGAAGCAGCUCUGCCUGGCAGACUGCGCCAGAGCCCCUCAGCCAGGCCACCACCAUUCCUCCCAGGCAGCCUUCCUCUGCCGCCAACUCCUGCCUCCCCUCCCUGGAGUGACCUCAGUGCAAUGCCAGCUAGCCAGGCAACUCCUGUUUCCAAGACUACAGCAGACACAGUGAGUAAGCCCCGUGGAACUGAAAGGCUUGAUGCUAAUCCACAGCAGUCAGGAAUGUCAACACCUGCCGAAACAGAGUUGCCCACGCUCACAAUGGGAACUGCCCAUCUUACACACACCAGUCAGCUCGGCUCUGCUCCUCUGCCCACACGAGUGACCGAUAAACCACAGCCUUCUAAAUUGCUGCCCUCUCUCUGGUCAGAAAACCACUUCUGGCACAAGCCAUACCCGGAAAUUGCUGGAAGGGGCCAAGUGCCAACAGUGUGUAUGCAGUCUACUGUGGGCUGGCCCGAGGGCACCACCCACGCUUCAAACUGGGACGGACAGCAGAAUGUGGAGAAGAGUGGCUUCGACCUGGUACCAUUUCAGGAAGUGACCACCUCUCAACUCCAGCCCCUGGACUCUCUGUCGAGGGAUGUGUUUACCAGGCCCAGAAUAGUUGGAGGGCGAGCAGCCAGCUUCACUGUGCCGGCUCACUCGGAUGCCCUCCUUCCUUGUGAGGCACUUGGAAACCCGCUGCCCAGCAUCCAGUGGACCAGAGUCUCAUCAGGGCUAGAUCUGUCAACCGGCCAAGGGGACAGCAGGUUCCAGGUGCUCCCUGGUGGCACCCUGUCCAUCCGCAGCGUGGAUGUUCAGGACCGAGGACAGUACCUGUGUUCUGCGUCCAACCCCAUUGGCACGGAUCACCUCCGAGUCACACUGUCCGUGGUUUCCUACCCACCGAGGAUCCUGGACAGACACGGCAGAGACCUCACAGUUCACUCAGGAAGCCGCGUGGAGCUGAGGUGCAGGGCCGAGGGGAGGCCGAGCCCCAGGGUUUCCUGGACUCUGGCCAACCAAACGGUGGUCUCGGACUCAGGGACUGGGGAUGGACGGGCCCUGGUGACUCCUGAUGGGACGCUGGUCAUCCGAAGCGUCAGCAUUUACGACCGGGGCUUUUACAGGUGCACAGCCAGCAACCCCGCCGGCCGGGACUCCUUGUUGGUUCGAGUACAAGUCAUAGCUGCCCCACCAGUUAUUCUAGAGCAAAAGCGGCAGGCGGUAGCAGGGACUUGGGGUGGGAGUUUGAAACUGCCCUGCACCACAAGAGGGACUCCUCAGCCUAGCAUCCACUGGGUCCUUCCCGAUGGCACUGCAGUGAAGCCGUCACAGCCCAGUGGCUCCAAGGUGUUUGUGUUUCCUAACGGGACCCUGCACAUCAGGGAUGUGGCUUCUUCAGACGGGGGCACGUACGAGUGCAUCGCGACCAGCUCCACCGGCUCGGAGAGAAGGGUGGUCAGCCUGACGGUGGAUGAGCGAAACACCACCCCCAGGAUAGAAUCUGCAUCCCACAAGUGGACUGAAGUGAAUUUAGGGGAAAAACUGCUCCUGAACUGCUCAGCCACCGGGGAGCCCAAGCCCCAAAUUAUCUGGAGGCUACCGUCCAAGGCCGUGGUCAACCAGUGGCACAGAAUGGGCAGCCGAAUCCUCGUCUACCCAAAUGGGUCCUUGUUCAUUGAUUCUAUCACAGAAAAAGAUGGCGGUGACUACUUAUGUGUGGCUAGAAACAACCUGGGAGAUGACCUGACUCUCAUGCACGUCAGCCUACGGCUGAGCCCUGCCCAGAUCAACCACAAGCAGCAUUUUCAAAAUCAAGUCUUUCUCGGCAAAGCCUUCCAGGUUGAUUGCAAGGCCUCCGGCUCACCUGAGCCUGAGAUCUCUUGGAGCCUGCCCGACGGCACCAUGAUCAACAACGCCAUGCAGGCCGACUAUGGCGGCCGAGGCCCCAGGGCCAGGAGGAAGUACACCCUCUUCCACAACGGGACCUUGUACCUGAGCAAAGUCGGGGUGGCAGAGGAAGGCGAUUACACCUGCCACGCCCAGAACACGCUGGGGAAGGAUGAGAUGAAGGUCCGCCUGAUGGUGAUCACAGCUGCCCCCCGGAUCAGGCAGGGUCGGCGGACCCACGCCAGAGUCAGGGCAGGAGACACUGAGGUCCUGGACUGUGAGGUCACUGGGGAGCCCAGACCUCAAUUAUUCUGGCUGCUGCCUUCUGGGGAGAUGCUCUCUUUCUCUAAGGGCAAGUACACCUUUCACACCAACGGGUCUCUCACCAUCAGCCAAGUGGGGCUGCUUGACUCAGGGGAGUACGUGUGUGUCGCCCGGAAUCCCAGGGGCACCGACACCAAGGUGUAUCAGCUGGACGUGGUGCCCAGACCCCCAUCAAUCAAUGGUUUCCAUGCCAACAAAACUGUCAUCCAGGCCACAGCUGUGAGGCACUCCAAAAAGCACCUGGACUGCAGAGCAGAGGGGACACCACCUCCCCAGACCUUGUGGGUCAUGCCCGACAGUGUCUUCCUCACCGCCCCGUACCACGGGAGCAGGAUCACCGUCCACGGGAAUGGGACCCUGGAGAUCCGCAACGUGAGGCUUUCUGACUCGGCCGAAUUCACCUGCGUGGCUCGGAAUGCGGGUGGCGAGAGCAUGCUGGUGGUGCGCCUGCAGGUGCUGGAGAUGCUCCGGAGACCCACCUUCCAGAACCCGCGCAACGAGAGAGUGGUCGCCCAGCGGGGACAGCCUGCGGCACUCAACUGCUCGGUAGAUGGCAACCCGCCACCCGAGAUCAUCUGGUUUCUUCCCAACGGGGCACGGUUCCCCGAUGGGACGCAUAACUCCGGGUACCGCAUGGCACACAACGGCUCUCUGCUCAUCCCCAAGGCCACGCGUGAGGACGUGGGGAGAUACCGGUGUGCUGCCCGAAACCAAGUGGGCUACAUAGAGAAGCUGAUCCUGCUCGACAUUGGCCAGAAGCCGGUCAUCCUCACUUACUCGCCAGGAGGCCCCAUCUACUCGGUGGCGGGCAAAUCCCUCUCCCUGCACUGUGUGUCUGAUGGGAGCCCUAAGCCAGAGGUCAGGUGGACGGUUCCCAGUGGUCAUGUGCUAGACAGGCCCCAAACGCAUGGGAGGUACAUCUUGCAAGAGAACGGCACCUUAGUGAUCAGAGAAGCCACAGCUCACGACAGAGGGAAUUAUGUUUGCAAAGCUCACAACAGCGUUGGCCAGGCCCAGAUCACUGUCCCAGUGAUGGUGGUGGCCUACCCUCCCCGAAUCACAAGCCGUCCGCCCAGGAGCGUCCUCACAAGGACUGGGGAGGCCCUGCAGCUCCGCUGUGUGGCCCUGGGAGUCCCCAAGCCAGAAAUCACAUGGGAGAUGCCAGACCACUCCCCACUCUCAAGGGCAAGUGUAAGGACGACGCAGGGUGGUGGGGCCCCUGGCCCACAAGGUACCUUGGUCAUCCCGAAUCCUCAAACCUGGGACUCUGGGACCUACACGUGCACAGCAAAGAAUCCACUAGGUAGUGAUUCUGCAACAACUUCCCUUCAAGUCAUCUGAGGACACAGCAUUUCUUGAACAAAGUCAACCUCUAGACUGUUUUUGUUUUUUGGGAGAAGUUUAAUCAAAGGCAGCCAUAGGCGUGUAAAUGAACUUGAAUACAUUUACAAUAUUCAAUUUAUCAUGGACAUGCAAAAAGAAAAGAAACAACCCUUGUAAAUAAACACAUUAUGAACAGAUACUGAUUUCUUCAAUGGAUCUCAAAACAAACUUUUAACUUAAGGCACUUUUAUUUUGCCAACAAAUAACAAUGAACAUUAAGAGAAAACUGUCCACUAUAAUAACAAAUGGCAAAUGUACCUGAAUUCUUCAUUAAAGAAUGGACUUUUUUUUUUCUGUCACUAUCAGUUGCCUAGUGUCCACCUUCUAUCAACGUUACAAGCGUGGCACUGAGAACAGAGACAAUGAAAAGAUUAAGUUUGCAGUCUUGAUGUAAAUUUGCCAUCUUGGCCUAUACAUAUUUGUGACUAGCUUAUAAAUAUCUUACUAAAAUCUACAGAAAAAAAAAUAAGCAAGGGACUGUUUUGACUUUGACUCAUCAUUUUGUACACAGUGAAAUGUUUCAUCGAGUGAAUACAAAAAUGUUUUCAUUACUGCAUUUAAAAAUAAAUACAGGCUGACUUUUCCACAUGUAAAAA
Molecule: messenger RNA, 8737 nt
Organism: Erinaceus europaeus (western European hedgehog)
Lineage: Eukaryota; Metazoa; Chordata; Mammalia; Eulipotyphla; Erinaceidae
Gene: IGSF10
Product: immunoglobulin superfamily member 10
Exons: 7
Coding region: 441-8099 (2552 amino acids)
Cellular component (GO): extracellular region; neuron projection
Molecular function (GO): protein binding
Source: RefSeq, a predicted model, not a curated record